Trifolium pratense (red clover) is the source of this 611-nucleotide messenger RNA. RefSeq lists its product as uncharacterized. Lineage: Eukaryota; Viridiplantae; Streptophyta; Magnoliopsida; Fabales; Fabaceae. The transcript has a single exon. The coding region runs from base 63 to 410 and encodes 115 amino acids. The record is from RefSeq and is a predicted model, not a curated record.
AUACACCCCCUUACCAAAUUCAAUAUCACGACACCUAAAAAACAAAGAAAAAAAUUAAGAAAAUGUUGAGAUCCGAGGAUUACCACACCCACAUUUCAGGAGUCCGAAGAGAGCCUAGUGUUCUCACUGACGUCGCUCGCUAUCCAAAUGCUGAAAUGGCCUUCAACAAGAGGGUUAUUUACGAGGAAGAUGAGAUCGAAGGAUCUCGUCAUCGUCACCACCACCACAACCCAGAGAUCCGUGAGAGGGUUGAAGUGGUGGAGUAUGAAAGAGUACCUGAGGUUAGGUAUGGUGAUCAAGUGAUGUACCAAAUUGAAGAGGAUGUGGAUGUUGAAACCAAUCAGUACUACCCACGAAGGAACAGGCCAAAUGGUCUUGAAUUGCACAAAUGGAAAACAUUCAGGCCAUAGUAAGCUUGUUUGUUUGUCAUGUGAAAUAUGUUGCUACUUUUGCUAGGCAGACUAUCUUAACAUAUGAUCACCUGUGUGUGCUUGUAUUAAUUAAAUAAAUUCCUGCCUAGUCAAUAGUCAGCCUGUUACUAUGUUAUAUAAUUUGUGUAUCAAUCAAUAAUUAAUAAAGCUUAUCUAUACUAUAGCAUGUAUUUAAAUUAA